This is a messenger RNA of Brassica oleracea var. oleracea, 1889 nucleotides long. RefSeq names its product probable glycosyltransferase At5g25310. The transcript has 4 exons. The coding region runs from base 297 to 1736 and encodes 479 amino acids. Gene Ontology annotation, molecular function: glycosyltransferase activity. NCBI's taxonomy places the organism in Eukaryota, Viridiplantae, Streptophyta, Magnoliopsida, Brassicales, Brassicaceae. The record is from RefSeq and is a predicted model, not a curated record.
GUUAAGAGACCAAUUAAAAAAAAGGGAUAAUAAGAACACAUGAGAUGAAUCGUGUGGAUUCAUUCAAACGGUGCAAACUCGUAUUAUAUAAUUAUAAAACACUUGUAAAAAAACUCCAUUAACAACCAAAACCAAACUUCCUUCUCUCCGCGCCUAUUCAUCUCGUCACAAGGAGAGAGAGACUCACUCACUCACUCACUCUUCUUCUUCAUCUCUCUCUCUUUCGAUUUUCCCGGGAAAGGAAAAUAAUCGAACGCAGUAUAUGUCCUUCCUCUUUCGGAGAACAGAGAAGUAAAAUGGAUAAGCAUCAGUACACGAGAUUCUGUUUCCUAUCGAUCUGCGUCGGAUCAAUCGCACUCGUAUUCGCGAUCUCUCGCUGCUCGAUCUCCUUCUUCGACUACUCUCUUCAGAAACUCGAGUUCUCUUUCCCGGAAAGCGAGCUGCGACGAAGCUUUUACAAUGCGGGGGACGAAAACAGAGCCGUGGAUUCUCGUGACGUCGUCUCUCAGCAGAUCCUCUCCGUCAGAUCGAGGAACGCCACUUUGCGGAGUAAACCGGAGAAGAAGAAUAAGCUAAACCGGAGAAGAACGGUGGAAGUAGGACUAAGCAAGGCAAGAGCUUCUAUACGAGAAGCAGCUUCUUCUAACCGUAACGCUACAUUGUUCAGCGUUGAUCUUCCCAACGCACAAGUCUACCGUAAUCCCUCGGCUUUAUCUCAGAGUUACUUGGAGAUGGAGAAGAGGUUUAAGGUGUAUGUAUACGAAGAAGGUGAGCCACCGUUAGUUCACGACGGACCUUGCAAGAGUGUAUACGCGGUUGAAGGCAGAUUCAUUAUGGAGAUGGAGAAAAGUAGGACUAAGUUCCGUACAUACGACCCUGACCAAGCCCAUGUUUACUUCUUGCCCUUUAGUGUUACUUGGCUGGUCAGUUACUUGUACGAAUAUAACUUUGACGUUGAACCUCUCAGAACGUUUGCUUCUGACUACAUCAGAUUGAUAUCUAGUAAACACCCUUUCUGGAACCGAACCAGUGGAGCUGAUCACUUCAUGCUUGCGUGUCACGAUUGGGGACCUCUCACUUCAAAAGCCAAUGAAGAUCUCUUCAACAAAUCAAUCCGAGUCAUGUGCAACGCAAACUCAUCAGAAGGGUUCAACCCCGCAAAAGACGCGACUCUCCCUGAGAUCAAACUCUACGGUGGUGAAGUUCAUCCCCAACUCCGCCUCUCUAAAACCCUAAUGACUUCCCCAAGGCCACACCUCGCCUUCUUCGCAGGUGGAGUCCACGGUCCGGUCCGUCCCAUUCUCUUAGACCACUGGAAACAACGUGACCCUGACAUGCCCGUGUUCGAGUACCUUCCAAAACACUUGAACUACUACGACUUCAUGAGAAGCUCAAAGUUCUGUUUCUGUCCCAGUGGCUACGAGGUAGCUAGCCCUAGACUCAUCGAAGCCAUCUACUCCGAGUGCAUCCCCGUCAUCCUCUCCGUUAACUUUGUCUUGCCCUUCAGUGAUAUCCUUCGCUGGGAGACUUUCUCUGUACAGGUCGACGUCUCAGAGAUUCCGAGGCUGAAGGAGAUUCUAACGUCCAUCUCCGAUGAGAAAUACCAAAGUCUUAAACGUAACUUGAGGUACGUGAGGAGACAUUUCGAGCUCAACGAUCCACCUAAGAGGUACGAUGCGUUUCACAUGACGCUUCACUCCAUUUGGCUACGUAGGCUUAACUUGAGGCUCACGUAAAGAGAGAACAGAUACGUUAGCUCGUAUAAAAAAAAACAUUUUGUUAGCUUUCUUUUAACUCAUGCUUCACAAGUGUAGUAGUACCAUAACGUCUAGUAUAUAUAACUGGAGAACAUACAUUUGGUGUUAUUACUAUAAACCAAUGGUGAGUUU